UGGCCUAUGUGAUUUCAUACCCAGGCCUAGUGAUUUUAUAGGUUCCUAUACGGUCCUCCGACGUUAUGGUAUAUAUCCCACAAUGCGUUUCGGCGUUCCCCCUGCCUUCAAUGUGCAAACAAACCAGCUAUGUAUAAGUGAAUGUCGGCGGUGGAUCUCUGCAGUGCAUUGGCAAAGCGUCAACGGCGCAGACGCGGAUAGCAACCGGGGCUGUAAAGCGAAGAACAUCCCAACCCGGACCGAGGAGUGUUAUUAUCAAACGUUAGGGAUAUCUGUUGUGAAUGGGGGUCGGUUAGAAGCGUGUGUACCGUAGGACAAGUCAACUAGUACCCUGCGAUAUGUUUUUUCUUAGAAAAAUGUACGUGUCUUUUAUUUUCCUCAAAUUAAAUGAAACCCAUCUUACAUCAAUGUAGCGCGCCGCGUUACAUUGCCGACUGGUUUGAGCUCUUUGAUCAGCGGCUAUUUUUUUAAUUUUUUACUUUGUAAUAGUUGUACUCCUUUACGGGAGUCAUUUUACUAAUUUUCGCUGGAUUGGUCAAAGGAAUCUUCAAAUUUGUCGGGGUUAGGAGGAGACUCGAGGGUUUUUUUCCAGCCGGGAGUGGGGAAUAAUAUGUCCAGACGGAAACAGACAAACCCCUUCAAAGUUAAUUGUAGGUAUCUCAGGGCUGUUCCACACCCCAGGACUGGCGGACUCUGAGCACACUUUGGAGAUGGACGUGCGGGACGACUUCGCCGAAGACAGCGAGUGCCACAGCAACAACUCCCAAGAAGGUGAGGAGCAAGACAGCGUGACAGAUGACAGUUACAGCGAUCUGGACAACCACGGCGAGGACUCGUCCUCCAACACCUCGGUGGACGACAGCAUGACCGGCCACAAGCACCGCCGCUCCUGUUCCCAGCAGGAGGGAGGGGUUAAGGAGGAGAGUAAGGAGGGAGACGACCUGGAAAGCAGUUAUGUGUGUCCUCUUUGCUCGCUGGAGUUCAGCCACUCCGAGCAUCUCAUUGCUCAUGUCUACCAGCAUACGACGGCAGUGGGUGGAAGCAAGAGCUACGUGUGCCCAGUGUGUGGGCGGGCGCUGAGCUCGCCAGGCUCCUUAGGUCGCCAUCUUCUCAUUCACUCCGAGGACCGGCUGUCCAACUGUGCCGUGUGUGGGUCCCGCUUCACAGACACCACCAAUUUCAACAGGGAGAAGCUGAAAGAUUUCUUUCACGCUAGCAGUAUGGACCUGACAAGCAGUGGCAGCGGCUGUCUGGACGGGAGCUUCUCCAUGGCCCCCCGGCCCAUCCCCUCUGGUGGCCCCACACCCCCGUCCGGCCCCUCGCUGCCCUCCCUCCCUGACAGUCUGCUGUCCUCCUCCACUCCCCCAUCCCUCCCCCCUCUACCAGACCCCCUCUGCCCCUCUGGCGGAGCCGGCCUGCCUCCCCUGCCAGACCUCCUGAGCCCCAUGCCCGUGUACCCGGCCGGCGUGCUGCUAGUGUGCAACAGCUGUGCGGCCUACCAGCAGCUGACCGAGGCCAAUUCCCCGGUCAUGCGCCGGUGGGCGUCCCGGCGUCGCAACGAGCCUCUGGCGUCCCGGAUGCAUCGGCUGGAGCGCGAGCGCACGGCCAAGAAGAGCAAGCGCGCCUGCGAGACGCCCGACGAGCGCGAGCUGCGCCGGCUUCGUGACCGUGAGGCCAAGCGUCUGCAGCGGCUGCAGGAGUCGGAGGAGCAGCGCUCCCGCCGGCUGCAGCGCGAUCGCGAGGCCAUGCGCAUGAAGCGCGCCAACGAGACGCCCGAUAAGCGGCAGGCGCGGCUGGUGCGCGAGCGCGAGGCCAAGCGGCUCAAGCGGCGACUGGAGAAGAUCGAGCCGGCGCUGCGUAUGCAGAUCGAGCAUGACCCCGCCGCCAUGGCCGCCCUCACGGCCGACAUGAGCCUCUUUCAGUUCCCCUUUCCACUGCAGGGAGGCGGCGGCGUCACGCCGCCGGCCUCCGCCCCGUCCUCACUGGACAACGGGCUGUUCAUGCGGCUGGGGGAGUCCGUGCCCCAGCUGCCGCUCGCGCUGCGCCCGCUUGGCCCCGACUGCAAGAUGGGCGUCAGCGGGUCGGCACAGAACCAGUGACCCUCGCCGCAACCCCCCUGCCCACUGGGUUGAGGGAAGCUAUUCCCACGUAGACCUCUGGAUGUUCUCCAGUCACGUCUGAGAUUACUGGGGGAAAAAAGCACAGAACUCAUAAUUAGCAAAACACCUCUGUCUCGAGACUUCCUUGAUGAGGGAAGAGACGGGGAAAACACACACAAAAAAAAAACAGGGUUACGAAUGUUUUUAGUUUUCAACUUGUAUGCCUAUUGAGCAUGAUAUUUCAAGAGAUUCUAUUCUGUCUGUCCAGUAGGGCUUUCAGACUUUCAGCCAGCCCGCUUCUGUAUGGAUCAGCAACACUCUUCCAUAGAGGAGAAGGAGCUCCUUAUUUGCAUAUGGACCUGCAGUUCCAGUGGCGCGUCUCUGCCCACUGUCACGGUUUACCAGUAGCCAGUACUGCCUCCUGCCACCAGUAGGGGGGGUCUCAGCCAGGCUAGCUCAUAUCCACAAAACCAACUACCUCGUCAUGUGCCCAUCAGUGCUCCGCCUGACCUUUGGACUCCAUCAGGGCUUCAGGGGCCUUACAGGGCCACACACACACACACACACAUAGACUGGACGUCCUUGAUGCUAACUAACACGGACACUAUUGCUCACACACACACACACACACACACACACACACACACACACAGAUCUUCUCAAGUGGUCUUUUCUUCCUUCUUUCUGUAAAAUCAUAUUUCUAUCUAUGCCUUGUUCCCUAGAGGUAAUUCACUAUUAUUUUUCUGAUGGGUGCUGCCCAUGGUGAAAUGGUCUUUUCAUGUAGGUGGAUACCAGAAUGAAGGCAGACUGGAUGUGAACAGUCCUUCUUGAUAUGAAGGUCACCAGUUUGUUGCACAGACGGUUUCUCUCUCACUCUCUCCUCAUAUAUCUCUAUAUCUCUCUCGCUCACAGAUACAUUGCAGUAAAAAAUAUCCUUCCAAAGCACUGCAUACACUACUGAACACAACACACGGGUCUAGAAAGCACUCAGGAGCUUUGAGGUGGGAUGGUCUCUCCAUAGCCACGUGGAGGAAGAGGCUCUUCUGACACAGACAUUUCCACACACACAUUCACCUGGUUGACACUGCCACUUUCUGUUCUCAACUGCUUCAUUCUUACCGGUCACAUUGACCUCUCUGGACCUGAGAUAUUCUUGUUUUUAUGUGUGUGUGUGUACUUUUAUUUUGCACAUUGCAACUGCAUUG
Clupea harengus (Atlantic herring) is the source of this 3304-nucleotide messenger RNA. It is a transcript of the gene znf821, whose product is annotated as zinc finger protein 821. Gene Ontology annotation, biological process: regulation of transcription by RNA polymerase II. NCBI's taxonomy places the organism in Eukaryota, Metazoa, Chordata, Actinopteri, Clupeiformes, Clupeidae. The record is from RefSeq and is a predicted model, not a curated record. Gene Ontology annotation, cellular component: nucleus. Gene Ontology annotation, molecular function: DNA-binding transcription activator activity, RNA polymerase II-specific; RNA polymerase II cis-regulatory region sequence-specific DNA binding.